Molecule: messenger RNA, 360 nt
Organism: Thlaspi arvense
Lineage: Eukaryota; Viridiplantae; Streptophyta; Magnoliopsida; Brassicales; Brassicaceae
Source: the annotation of a GenBank genome assembly
AUGCCAUCUUCGCCGAAGCUGUUUCACGCGCGGCCAUCACUCUUCACGCGCCGAUCGACGGCUUUGAUCGUCUUCACCUCUCUUGCCAUCGGGCUCACCGGAUUCCUCUUCGGACUCUCCGCGAUUAUAUUCCCGGGUCUCCGGUUAUCCGGCCGCAUCACGAACACCCCUCCGAAGACGGUACGGGUCGUAUGGGACGUCGCCGGAAAUAGUAACGGUAAUGGCGCUCGAGGCGAAUUGAAGAGGCACAAGGUGAUGGGGUUCGUCGGAAUCCAGACCGGAUUCGCGUCAGCUGGCCGGAGACGAGCGCUCAGGAACACGUGGAUGCCAUCCGAUCCAGAUGGGCUUCGACGGUACUGA